Molecule: messenger RNA, 4791 nt
Organism: Capra hircus (goat)
Lineage: Eukaryota; Metazoa; Chordata; Mammalia; Artiodactyla; Bovidae
Gene: TTL
Product: tubulin tyrosine ligase
Exons: 7
Coding region: 126-1259 (377 amino acids)
Biological process (GO): protein modification process
Source: RefSeq, a predicted model, not a curated record
CAGGGCGGGGCCGGAGCGGGGCGGGCACGCGGCUAGCGCCCGGGCUGGUCCCUAGUUGAGCCGCCGCCCGGCCGGCUGGUCUCUGCGGCGGCUGCCGGGGCGGCCCGGGCGCGCGGCCUUUCGCCAUGUACACCUUCGUGGUGCGAGACGAGAACAGCAGCGUCUACGCCGAGGUGUCCCGGCUGCUGCUCGCCACCGGCCACUGGAAGCGGCUGCGGCGGGACAACCCCAGGUUCAACCUGAUGCUGGGAGAAAGGAACCGGCUGCCCUUCGGCAGACUGGGUCAUGAGCCUGGGCUGAUGCAGUUGGUGAAUUACUACAGAGGGGCUGACAAAUUGUGUCGCAAAGCAUCUUUAGUGAAGCUCAUCAAAACCAGCCCAGAACUGGCUGAGUCCUGCACAUGGUUCCCUGAGUCCUACGUGAUUUAUCCAACCAACCUCAAGACCCCAGUUGCUCCAGCUCAGAAUGGAAUCCAUCCACCGCUCCAUAGUUCAAGGACAGAUGAGAGAGAAUUCUUCCUGGCUUCAUAUAACAGAAAGAAAGAGGAGGGAGAGGGCAACGUUUGGAUUGCAAAGUCAUCAGCCGGAGCCAAAGGUGAAGGCAUCCUCAUCUCCUCAGAUGCUACAGAACUGUUGGAUUUCAUAGACAACCAAGGCCAGGUGCACGUGAUCCAGAAAUACCUGGAGCGCCCUCUGCUCCUGGAGCCCGGUCAUCGCAAAUUUGACAUCCGAAGCUGGGUCUUGGUGGAUCAUCAGUUUAAUAUCUACCUCUAUAGAGAGGGUGUCCUUCGGACUGCUUCAGAACCAUAUCAUAUGGAUAAUUUCCAAGAUAAAACCUGCCACUUGACCAAUCACUGCAUUCAGAAGGAGUACUCAAAGAACUACGGGAAGUAUGAAGAAGGGAAUGAAAUGUUCUUUGAGGCAUUCAAUCAGUACCUAACAAGUGCUUUGAACAUCACCCUGGAAAGUAGUAUCUUACUACAAAUCAAACAUAUAAUAAGGAGCUGCCUCAUGAGCAUAGAGCCCGCCAUCAGCACCAAGCACCUCCCUUACCAGAGCUUCCAGCUCUUCGGCUUUGACUUCAUGGUGGACGAGGAGCUGAAGGUCUGGCUCAUCGAAGUCAACGGCGCCCCUGCUUGUGCUCAGAAGCUUUAUGCAGAGCUGUGCCAGGGCAUCGUGGACAUAGCCAUUGCCAGCGUCUUCCCACCCCCAGACACGGAGCAGCAGCCCCCCCAGCCGGCCACCUUCAUCAAGCUGUGACCCAGGGAGGUGUGCAGAGAUGCCUCAGAAGAAGCACGCGGGGGGCCCUGCCCCAGGGGAAGGAGAUGUGUCUGAAUUGCUGUCAAGCGCAACUCGGAGAGACGUGCUGGGAGAAAACAAAGGAGCUUCCCCCAGGAGUGAUUGGUUGCCCAGAGGUCCCCAGGUGAAGCUCUGGGCCCUGCUACGGAGAUUGGAAAACUGCAGCACAUUUCUCAGACGGGAGAGCCAGAUAUUCUUCUAAGGGGCAAAAACAGGGAUGAACUUACUUUACCUUCUCAUUCUUUGAAAAGAUCUGAAUUAUAUCCUAAGGCAGCGCUCUGAGCAGCAGCGCGUCUCCCGCCCAGGGGUGGCAGCCGUCGGACCUGGUUGGUGAUUGUCCACUGCUGCGUUAGUGCCUUAGCUCUGUGCCCAGCUGCGGCCUCCGGUCUGGGGUAGGGACGGGAUGUGAGAGCACUCAGGAGGUGGCCGAUGAGUCCCCCCAGCUCGUCCCCGUCACUCCCCCAACCGUCUGGACACGUGCUCACCAUCUGUCCCUGGGGCCUGGCUGUGCAGGCGCCGCCUCGCCGCCAGGGGGCGUGCUCACCCUGAUCCUGAUGGUGUCUGGCCGGUCACCAGUCAGGGCUGGCGUGGACUGGGCGCCAAACGCUGCUCUCAGUCUGCUCUCUGCAUGUUUUAGAAACCAAGCAGCAAAGUUUGCUGUGAACCCAUAAGCAUUCAAUAAGCAUGAGAGAGGAAAAAACACGAUGUCUUGCUUUACUUAAUAGCUGGGUGUGUGUGGGUGGUGGGAUGGGUCUUUGAAAUAUGACGAUUAUGGUGAUUCUCAGAAUCUCCUUGUUUUAACCAGAAUUCUACAUGCCCUUUGGACAGGUUCCCUUUUGUUCAUUUUUCGGAGGAUUUAACUUUUGUUAGAAAGCCCUCCAGGAGAGUAGAAUUCCCCUCACCCUACCCCACCCCAGGGGGCUCCUCCCCAUUUUGUUUUUCUUGCUCUUUAUACACCUUUUUUAGGAGUUGGAAGGUUAGGUUUUGUUCCAGGGAAGAUUUUUCGUCUCCUUGUUCCUCUCAACGUCCGGGAGAGCCUGUGGAUCAGUAUAUGUCUCACCCGAAAAGGAGAAUCUCUUGAAAUGGAAAAGGUGUGGUUUCAGAGCGGCACAUGGCACCCUGUCAAUCAGCAAAUGUUAGCAGUGUCCCCUUAGGUGUAGUUUCUACUACCCACGGCAUGGAUGAAUAUUCUACAGACUUUCCGGGAGGCCACCUCACUAGCAAGAAGGAGCCCCCACAUGCCACUUGUGUCCAGUGUGAGCUGAGUGCACAAUGCAUGGGAAUCCCCGCAGACCCACUGAGCAGGCAUGCACCCUCCACCCUAGGACCGUGGGCCUGGGGGGUGGGGAUAGGUGCGGGCCUUCUCUCUGGCACAGGUGCCCUCCCUUAUUCAUCUCCAUUUGUCAUCAGAAAAGAGUUCUGCAGCCAGGAGAGACUUUUUUACAAAGCAAAGAAAAAGCAGCCUCAAAUAUGAUGAGAUGUGGGAGCUGAUGGUAAAAAAAGGAAUGAUGGAAAUGAUUUCAUGGAUGCACCAGUGGGUGUGGGAUGUGAAAGUAUUGUGUCUCAGUGAAGUGGAGGAAGGCCCAGCCAGCUGGGCUCGCCCGGCAGUUUGGAAUUAAAAAAUAAACAUGCCAGUGGUUACCCAGAAUGUAUAGAUGAUGAAGUUUGCAUCCAGAGCAAAGUAAAACAAGUGUUACUGGAAUCCUAGAGGCCCAGAGCAGCUGAUGGGUUAGUGUUUGGGGAGAUUCUGAGUAGACUGUGGGCAGGUGUGCAUCCAUGGAGAAAGUGUAGGGUUCUGGGGCUUGGGAAGUCUGUGUGGGCCGGUGAUGGGAAAAGUAGGGAGGUUUGGGGGACUUCCCUGGCUCUUCAGUGGUUAAGACCCCACACUUGCACUAGAGGGGGCACCGGUUCAAUCCCUGGUUGGGGAACUAAGAUCCUGCAUGCUGCCCAGUGCGGCCAAAAAACAAGAGGGAAAAAAAAGCGGGGAGAAUUUUGUAGUCCCGUCACAAGCAAAUGCAGAUUUGUAAUGAUCUUUUGGACCUAAAUAACAGGGACAUUUGAGAAUUUUCCAGUGUCUUUUACAGUGGCACAACUAAGAAUCCAGGUGUUAGGAAGUCUGUGGAUUUUGAUGGGUUUUCUAAGAAAACAGAAUCGAUAGCAAUAUAUGUGAGGGAAAAAAGGCUUUAAAGAGGAAAUUAUGCUUCAUUCCUCACGUGGUUUCAAAUAAGUAUCUGUUUUGUGCAUUUAUGUCUGAUCAGGGAGAGCAGCUGGCACAGAACUCUUCCAUAUCCUUCAGUGGUAUCUGUGGCACAGAUGGUCAUGCCUCGCCCCCGUCAGUCUUCAUCCGUGUAGUCUGUGUUCAUGUCGCCAGUUGCUAGGGAAGGAGGUGGUGGUGGUGUUUGGAGAUGUUGAUUUCAGUCUCGACUCAUUGGCUGCACAGCAUCAGAAAAACCCAUGAACCUCUGUGCCUUAGUUUCUUAUCUUGUGGAAGAACUUGUUGCCUGAUCCAGGGACUACCUCAAGGGCAUUCAGUGAGAACACAGGAGAUUAGGAAGGCUGGAGAGCCCUGAGGACCAAGGUUCUCAAUGCAGAUAAUUUGCUGGAGUCACUGGGGAAGCUUUAAAGAAUGUUGGUGUCCACACCUCCCUCCUCAUGACCCCUGGCCCGUUAGGCCUGAACCUCAGGCGUCAGAUGCAUUGAGAUGCCUCGAACCACUGCUGGAGAAGGAAGGACAGAUAACAUUAUUACCUUGGAAGAAUCCAAUAAGGUUUAGAGAUUUUUUUUUAAUUCCUUUUGGAAGGCCAGGCAUUUCUUUAAGGAUGACCGGAUGCUGACGUGAUAUACAGCAUAUUCCAUCCAAACAAGUUCUCUCUGCUCCCCGUCAUAGCCUUUGGAAACUCAGCCGUGCUUUCAUCUACUUAAAUCUGCUUUCAUCUACUUUGUGAAGCCUUGUUGUCAAAUGUAACCAGACAUGAAUUUAUAAAUCUGCUAAACAUGUGUUAGGGUUACAAAUGAAUUAUUGAGAGGAAAGCCCCUUCUGUCUCACUGGACUCCUAUGAUGACUGUAAACUCUGUUUCCCCAGGACAUGAAAGUGCCUCAGUGUCUGUCUGAUAAAGUGGAGCAGGUGCUGGUGGACUUAACCAGCUAAUGUGGUGUUUCAGGAGCGCCUCAGGGUGAUGGUCCCAGACUUGGGAUGUCUGGUUGUGCCGGAAACAGACGGACCCACGAGCUGUGGUAACGCUACGAAGGGUGUUUCCAUUAAAGUGGAGGUUGUGUCAAGCAGGGGUGCGUCCAGCCUUGCCAUGGGUCGUGGGGACUCUACCAGAGAAGACAACGUGCUGGAGAGGGUCCCCGCAGCACUAGUGGGUGCCGUGGAGAAAACUGUCUCUGCUCCUGGACACAGAAUCUGUACCUAAGAGGAAAUGACUUUUGAAACAAGGCAAUUCUAUGAAUGUUUGAAUGCCUGGAGCAUUAAAGGAAUUGUAUUCAAGU